UUCGUGAUUCUUCAUUGAUUAAGCCCAGAUUUCGGUUAUAUAUUCAUAAUAACACUAAAGGAUCGGCGUUACAACUCGUCCUCUUGUCCAGAAGAAGAUGGGUACGUUGAUACGGAAGCAGGUUCUGAGCUUGACGGAAUCCGCGGCUUCUAGAAUCCGCCAGCUGCUGGAAAAACGUCAGCGUUCGUUCCUCAAGCUCGGCGUCAAGUCCCGCGGCUGCAACGGUUUAUCUUACACCCUCAAUUAUGCAGAUGAAAAGGGGAAGUUUGAUGAGUUGGUUGAGGAUAAGGGGGUGAAGAUACUGGUUGAUCCUAAGGCGCUUAUGCAUGUCAUCGGAACUAAGAUGGACUUUGUCGAUGACAAGAUGAGGUCGGAGUUCAUUUUUAUCAAUCCAAAUUCCAAAGGGCAAUGUGGCUGUGGAGAAUCUUUCAUGACUAUGACGAGGGAGGAAGCCGCCAAGCGUGGGGUUAGUUCAGGGACAUAAUAAAGAAGGCUUAGAUUGGAGCAUAAGCACAGAAAUGAACCCUGUGUAAUUUAAAGUAAAGUUUAUGCUAGUUUUGUCUUUCACUUUAGUGUAGUUCAUGUGAUAAAUGUAUAUUUUGAAACCUUGUCUAAUGUACUUGCCUUUCAUGAACAGAAAAAUCUAAUCUUAGCAGCAUGCCACCAUAAAUGGUUUUAUAUCUUUAUAUCCAUCAUUUUCCCUUUUCUGCUCCAUGGCUGUUCAUGUUUUAUCUAUAUGCAUUAAUGGAUUUCAGGUGAUAUGAAAGACAAAACACCAAGAAAACUAUUUCCCAUCUCUUGGGUGUAACUUGUAACCAUUUAAAAAGGAUUCUUACAAUGAGGUGAUGAUCUUAGUUUCAACUUAUAAAGAAAUGGUAGAAUUUUGUCCUAUGAAAAUAGGUUCUGUAGAUUCUUAUGACCUGGAGUUUAUCACAUUAUCUAAGAAGGUAGAUUAUAUGAGAUUUAAUCUCAUUGGGUACAAGGCUUCUGGCAAUAGCAGUAUCCGUAAUGUUCUAGGAUCAGGCAUUUGCUACCUCCAUCAUAACCUGCACUCUUGCAUGCCUCAACGCAGGCAGGAGUUAUAAGUUGUGGGCAAUCAUCGUGGAAGAUCGGCAACAGUUGGUAGCAUGUAGUAGCUUCCACUUCCUUGGCAAUCUCACCUGCGACAGGUUAAAUUAGAUUUCAUCAGUUACGAACUCCAGAUUUCUUGAAAUCUUGAGUCGUUGAAAACCUAGAAUGUUACAUGUAAUUGCCAAUACAUAGUUGAUGUUAGCCUAUUGUAUUUCUUUUUGCUUCAGAUAUGGAAUAGACUUACUGGCAGCGAUGAAAAGGAGCAGCAACAUAGUGGUGCUGAUGAACGCGCUGCUGCGUGUCUUCAUUUCCGGUUCUCCUCUGUGUGUAAUUUUGUUUACGAAUUCUCUUAAUUUGGUGCAUAUUCCUUUGCCAAUUUAUUAAAAGUAUUUCAGAUUUCCGUAAUCUAUUUUCAGAUGUCAUCCAUGGCUCACAUUUAACAUCUUUGGACGAUACCUUAUAUGUCAACCGUUUUU
This is a messenger RNA of Oldenlandia corymbosa var. corymbosa, 1547 nucleotides long. Lineage: Eukaryota; Viridiplantae; Streptophyta; Magnoliopsida; Gentianales; Rubiaceae. The record is from the annotation of a GenBank genome assembly.